Messenger RNA from Hemicordylus capensis (graceful crag lizard), 2623 nucleotides. RefSeq names its product endogenous retrovirus group 3 member 1 Env polyprotein-like. Bases 802 to 1983 code for a protein of 393 amino acids. The record is from RefSeq and is a predicted model, not a curated record. The transcript has a single exon. NCBI's taxonomy places the organism in Eukaryota, Metazoa, Chordata, Lepidosauria, Squamata, Cordylidae.
CGCUCCUCCAGGCUCCCCAGUGGCCCUAGUGUCUGUUAGGUUCAACUGGGUGGGCAGUGCACCCAUCUAUAACUAUGUUUUUGUUUCACUGCUGCGGGACCUUCCCCCACCUCAAUUUCCUUUUCCUGGUCUUCUGCUUCACCUCCGGCCUGUCCAUCCUGGAGCAGGAGUCCGGGCCCAAAGGGGGGUGCAACCCUUGCUUGCGGAUUACCACUGAUGGCUGGAAGACCACUCAGAUGUUGGUCUAUCAUAGCUCAUACAGCUGCAAUGGCACCAGCUCAACCUGCCGCCAUGCUAACACCACUUACCGGGUGUGUACAGAGGCUGGCUCCAUAGUCUGCCACACCCCAGGCAGGCGGGCCAAGUGGCAGCUCCAGUUGUAUGGGCCAAAUUUUGGGAUGGGAGCUACCGCCUGUAGCCGACUCCUGAGGUAUACCACCGUGCCCGCCCAUAGCCAGGACAAGCCUUUGACCCUUUGCUUCGACACCUGUCAUGCCACAGACCAGACCCCGCCGGGGUAUAUUGUGGGGGGGUAGAAUGGGAACGGACCUACCGCACAGCCAGGUCCUAUGUAGGCUUCCUCAGGACUACUCUGAAUAGGGCCCCCGCUCGAUCUGGAAGGUGGGACACGAAUCGCCAGGGGUGGGUGAAUGCCUUGGGAGGCAAGAUUACCCACGGCCAGAUGAAACCAGACUGCAGACACCACUGCUGCACCUCCCCCUCUGCCUCAGGAUCACUCCUAAACAGGCCAAGAGUUCCUGGGUGCCAGUAGGAGAAGGAAAUUAUGAGGCUGAGGUUAGCAUGGGAAUCCAUGUCCCUGGGGCCAGGGAUCCAACCGGCCGAGUCCGGUUCCUGAUGAAAGGGGACUGGGAGAAGCCCACUGAACACCUUGUCCACACUACGUUCUGGAAGGAAAUGGGCACGGUCAUGGAAGUGCCAGCUGUUACCAAGAACCUGUUUGUGGACUUAGCAGAGCGAGUAUCCCUAAGCUUGAGUGUGACCAACUGCUACGUCUGUGCAGGCACUAAGAUGGGCGAACAGUGGCCCUGGGAGGCGCGGGAGGUGGAUUAUGUCAAAAUAAGCAGAAGCCCAAAUCUAACUUGGACAGAUCAUCAGCAUCCCACCCGGUGGGUCCUCCAGAAUUCCAUCAUAGGGUCCAGAUGUUUUAUUCGCCCGGCUGGGCAGAAAUAUAACAUCUCCAUGGGGGCCCCGGCCUGUGAGGCAGGGAUGGUCUGCAACACCACUAGGAAGUGGAUGGACUUCAAUCAUGCAGGCUCUAAGAUUCCCCCCAACCCUUAUAAUCAGUCUACCCAGAAGAGUCUAUAUAAUCUCUGGGAGGACCCCUGCGGGACCUCCAGCUCUUGGGAGGCUCCAGACCACCAGUACUGGAUUUGUGGGACAGCUGCCUAUGUCAGUUUGCCUCCAACUUGGGCAGGAAGCUGCGUGCUGGGGACAAUCAAACCCAGCUUUUUCCUCCUUCCCAUAAGGGCAGGCGAACGACUAGGGGUCCCAGUCUAUGAGAGCCGAGGGUGGACCAAGCAGAGUCUUGGGUCACCUCUGAGAAUAGGAAAUUGGAAGGACAAUGAAUGGCCCCCAGAGCGGAUAAUACAGUAUUAUGGGCCCGCCACUUGGGCUCAGGAUGGCACUUAUGGAUACAGGACUCCUAUAUACAUGCUCAAUCGCAUUAUCAGGCUACAAGCAGUGUUAGAGAUUUUCACAAAUGAGACUUCCCUGGCUCUCAGCCUCCUAGCCAAAACUAACACCCAGCUCUGCACGGCAGUGUACCAGAACCGCCUAGCACUUGACUAUCUGCUAGCAAUGGAGGGUGGUGUGUGUGGCAAAUUCAAUCUCUCCAACUGCUGUUUCCAGAUCAAUGACCAAGGGAAAGCCAUAGAGGAGAUCACUGGCCGUAUGUGCAAACUAGCACAUGUUCCUGCCCAGACCUGGCAAGGCCUAGACACCCCUGAUUGGUUUGGGAGUUGAUUUGAGUACUUGGGAGGUUUGAAAACAAUGGUGGGGGGAAUUCUGAUAUUGUUGCUGGGCUGUAUGUUGGUACCUUGUAUAUUACCCUUGCUUCUCUCCUCGGGGUGACGGGCCCUUGAGACAAUGGUAGAAUGAAAGAGAGCUGUUCACCUCCUGCCUUUGUACCAAGCACUGUCCAGAAAGGACAAUGAGUAGUGAGUGGGGGAAUGAGGCAGACUCAGGUUUGUGAUCAAACCCGAUGGUCAAGAAAUGGUUAAAGGGUCUGCAAACUGCUUAAUUGCGACUUACCAAAAGCAAUAAUUCUCGCUGACAUGGCAGGAAUGCAGGCAAGGGGCCCUGGUUUGGUAUCUGUAGAUAACAAGGCGUGCAGGCUAGCAUCUUCAAGGCCACAUCUGGGAGAGAAAAUAGCUUGGCUGUAUGGAGGGAGGAGGAGGAAUGCUUAAUUAUAGUUAGAGGAAUAUUGUCUGAUUGUAAUAAUUGUAAAAUGACGAUUAAGUGAUGCUAACCAAUGAGGAUUGUAUCCACUGUUUGUAAAUUAAUGUGAGUAUAAAAGCUGAAGUCAUGAUGUAAUCUGCAUCUCAGGCUUUGGAAUCUAUUCCAUUGAGAUCAAUUGCUGGCAAUAAAUUCUGCUUUCUCUCAA